Messenger RNA from Drosophila erecta, 1698 nucleotides. RefSeq names its product folliculin (gene BHD). Gene Ontology annotation, cellular component: cytosol. Lineage: Eukaryota; Metazoa; Arthropoda; Insecta; Diptera; Drosophilidae. The transcript is spliced from 2 exons. Gene Ontology annotation, biological process: positive regulation of transforming growth factor beta receptor signaling pathway; positive regulation of GTPase activity; negative regulation of transcription by RNA polymerase II. The record is from RefSeq and is a predicted model, not a curated record. Gene Ontology annotation, molecular function: GTPase activator activity. Bases 101 to 1603 code for a protein of 500 amino acids.
AAGCAUUUCAGUGAACGCGCGCACCUGGUCACUCUAGCAUAAUUAACGAAUAAAAUAAACAAUAACAUAACCACGGAAAUAAUAGAAAAUAAUAGAAGCGAUGAACGCCGUGAUAGCCCUGUGCCACUUCUGCGAGGCGCACGGUCCCUGCGCCAUCUUCUGCACCCAGACACUGAGGGACACCAAGCUGGAGGACCUGUCGCUGGACCAACAGACCCAGAAGACCUGCUCCGCCUGCAACUACUCCAUUAGCAAAAAUAGCAAUGCGAUCUACAGCAGGGACACGGAAAGCGGGGCCACAUUCGUCAGCACCAAGGUGGCUGUGCUGCCGAAAGUGGCCAGUCUGGUCAAGGAGGCGGCGGUCCUCAGUCUGAGCAAUGGUACGGACGCCAGCAAGGAUGGCGAGUUCGUGUUCUUCGGGGAUUCGACCAGGGGUCACAUACUGAGUCACACCUUUCGCAUCAGCGACCUGCAGGCGCGCGGCUACUCGCAGCUAUUCUCCAUCAUUGUGCUGAUGAAGGACAAGUACUUCCUGCUAAACAUCAAGCCCUUUUUGGCGGAGCACUUGAAGAAGGUGUCGUCGGAGCUGCAGGCAGCUGCCAAGAAGACCAAGGAGACGGAGGAGCUGACGUACUCGGAGCGGCAGAGGCGUCUGUCCGGUGCACAGUUCCUGAUGCCCACUUCCCGCUCUUUGUUGGAACUCACUGGCGAGGAGCACAUCUUCGCCCAGUUGCACUCACACUUUUCGUGGCUCCUGCUGGCCGGCUCCCGAUUCCUCACCGAGCACGUGACCUUCGGAAACCUACCGUGGCUACCGCCACAAAGUAGUGGCCGUCCUCCCGCACAGCGACUCACAUACAAUAGUUCUACUCUGCCAAUGAUAGAAAGCAUCGACGAUCCCGAUCUGGAAGAGUUCUUUUCUUUGCGCCACCUCAAGAGUGUCGUGCGCAAGGAGGAGUUUGCCACGGUCUGCUACUGCGCCUUGACCGGGGUCAAGAUUGUUGUGAGAGGGGAUCCGAGAAAGACCUUCCGGUUCAUGGUCUGCCUGAAGAAACUCCUGCCCGAGCCCAUGCACAAUCUGAUGCGAAUCGACGCCCAGCAUCAACACUCCAUUAGCUCAGAGUACAAAAUCAUAUCCGUGUCCAAUGAUAUAGCCGUGCCCAUGGCCAGUAGCUCCGUUUAUCGGAUCGAUUUUCUGGACAAGCACGUCAACGGACAUGAGGUGUCGGUCAAAUGGCCGGGAGAGCUGCCACGAAAAUGUAAGCUUCACUGUAGUCAGUUUCCGCGUUCACUGAUAAGAACCAAUCGGGGAUUAUGUGAAAACGGGUAUCAUUCAUACUUCCCACGCAAGAGCUUAAUUAAUGAUUCUUCCACUUUAGUGCCAGAUCUUAUGGUGAAACUUUUGAAGGCGGUUGAGGAGAAAAACUUCACAGAACUAGUGCUGAACAAGCAGACCAAGGUGCUCAUCGAAGAGUGGAAAAACAAAGUGACGUGCCUCAAUCAUGCCAAAUCCAACAGCGUGCAGGGCAAACUGAAGAAGGUCCUUGGCGUGCAGCCGCAUGAUCAGCCGAUUAUCAACUACUGGAGCACACACCUUCACUAGUACAACUGCAUACCGCACAGAUUAAGGACGUUCGAUUUCACCUUUUGGAAUAAAACCUCUUUAUUGCCGCGCUGCUUAAGCGAAGGCGAGAAAAA